Xylona heveae TC161 is the source of this 1653-nucleotide messenger RNA. RefSeq names its product TBCC-domain-containing protein. Gene Ontology annotation, biological process: tubulin complex assembly; post-chaperonin tubulin folding pathway. Gene Ontology annotation, cellular component: cytoplasm. The record is from RefSeq and is a predicted model, not a curated record. NCBI's taxonomy places the organism in Eukaryota, Fungi, Ascomycota, Xylonomycetes, Xylonales, Xylonaceae. The transcript has 3 exons. Bases 306 to 1418 code for a protein of 370 amino acids.
AUAGGCCAAUCACAUUCAAUUUUUUUUUCUUUUCAAUACUUUCCCAAUUGACUCGAUUUCCUCCCAACUGUGUGUUUACAAUGCCCGAGACAACUGCCCCGCAGUCCAACGAGGUGGGACUCAAGGAACGCUUCUUCAGCUACUUCCAACAUGAAGUGACAGGUAUAUCAUCACCGUUUGUUCCUGUCAUACCUUGUGCUACCCUCUUUUCUUUCCCUUCAAUGCACGGCAAUGUUUGAAAUUUGAAAAGUCGGCCAUGCUAAGAGUGAACGUAUUUUGCGUGGCACGCAGAUCUUCAGCGACAAAUGGACCAAAUCGCUAAUACGUCCACCAUUGGCGGCGAGCGAAUCGAUGCCGUCGAUCAUUGCUUAGCUGGCAUUGCACGGUUAUCUGGCGAAGUCAAAGACGCGUCCAACUACCUUCCACCAUAUGAUCAGCGGGCAUAUUCAGAGGCAAUCAAAGCGCUAUCAGAGAAACUGCAAGAGACAAGAUCGAGAGUCGCGCCGAAAGCGAAAUUCUCCUUCAAGACAAGCAAGAAGAAUGGCUCUGCCAUUUCGCUUCGGGAUGCCGCUGCCCUAGCUGGCCCCCAGGGCCUCCCGGGCUAUCGCAGCCUGUCAUCGACCGAGUCAUCGGCUAUGUCGACGCCGGGGGAGAGCACAACGACAUCGACAACGCCCAAUGCGGAAAAGGAAAAUGGCGACGACAUUGACAAGGCGAUUGCAGCGGACAAGGACGUGCCGUUUAUGGGCGAAGGCGACGACGUGCCGGCGGUUGAUGGCGACGUGCGCGCCGCCGCCGCAGCGGCCUCAAUUCGCAAGCCAUCAUUCUCGCAGUCCAAGAGUGUCAAUAUCAGCGCGCACGCGUCCACGCACAUUAUUGUCCCCUCGACGGCCUCCCAUGCCACAUCCUCGGGCACACUGUCAUCUCUGCGCCGGUGCAUUGUCGACAUGUCGAUACCGACUGCCACUGGCACGCCCUUUGCCAGUCUGGCAAUCAAGAACGUUCGCGACUCGCUGCUGGUAUGCGGUCACGUCAACGGUCCGGCUCACAUCACCGGCGUACAGAAUAGCGUCAUGGCCGUCGCAUGUCGGCAAUUUAGAAUGCAUCAGUGUAAAGGUGUAGAUGUUUAUCUGUACUGCGGCAGUCGUCCGAUCAUUGAAGACUGCGAGGAUAUUCGAUUCGCCCCCAUGCCUGAAUCAUAUAUCACCGACUCGCUCAAAUCGAUUCCCAACCAAUGGGACCAAGUCGACGACUUCAAAUGGAUCAAAUCCGAACCGAGUCCGCACUGGAGCGUUAUCCCUUCGGAGAAGCGCAUUCCCGAGAAUAUAUGGACCGAAGCCGUUCCCGGCGGCCCAGGACACAAACUGGACGAUAUUCUCAAGGCUACUAUCGGACAGGGAGUCAUGAUACGUCAAUAAUGACACGUAAUUUUGCCCUUUCCUACUUUCUUACUUUCCUAAUUUCUUUAGUAUAUCUUUCCGUUGCCGCCUUUUUCUUUCUUUUCUUCUCUCAUUUUUCUUUUCACUUUUUAUUUUCUCACUUUUUCUUUCCUUUCGUGAGAUAACUUCUUCGUGUAAUUACGUAUUGCGCAACGCUUGAGAAAUCGGGGAUAUACGAACACGUUAUGAUUCUUGUAUAGCUUUUCUUUUCUUC